AUGAGUUCAUCUAGUAUACAUACGACAGAAGGAAGUACUCCUAAUACUGCUGGCGGUAUGGGAAAGGAACCAUAUUCUAAUGUCUCGGGAAGUCAAAGAUCGUCAGACACUCUGAAGCAACAAAAAUUCAUAGUCUCAGAUGCGAUGGCUAAGAAUUCAAGGCAACUUCUAUUUGCACAUAUUUACAAUUACCUGGUCCACAAUAAAUUCUACUCCACCGCAUCACAAUUUCUGAAAGAGGUUGAGGUUCCUUUAACCACAAUAGAAAAUAUAGGGAAGAUAAAGGAAAAUACAGUGAGAGAUGACUCCUCUCAAAUGAGAUAUGAUGAUAUUCCAGAGAAUCUCUUAAGACCAGAUAUGCUUUUGAAUGCCUCGGACACCUUUCUAGUAGAGUGGUGGGAAAUUUUCCGGACACUUUUCGAUCAUGUUGAUGGUAUUCCAAAUGAAAGUUUGGAUAGUAACGGAAACCAAGAGGUAUUUAAACAACGAAUAAUGGCCAUUUUGCCGCAUAACAACCCAACAGUACCUCCACCAUUUAUUAACGGUGCUGAGAAUUUGGUGGAUCCUGAAAGACAUAUGAAUAUUGCUAGAGGCAGUAGUGUCUCUCAGCCAAGUGGUGUCCUGCGAAGCCCAACACAGAAUGAGUUGCUGAAUAAUAGUCAAGAUCAAAGACCACCACAAUUUCGAUCGAAAAGUAUGAUGAAUGGCAUGCCUCCGGGUUUAUCUUCUAUGAGUACUCCAAAUGGUGUAGAGGGUAUGCAGGGUAAUUUUGAGAGACCAACUUUCCAACAGAGCAAAUCAGCAGCUCUGCCGACACAAAGAAAAUCUAGCAUUGAAGAGCAAGCAAAUAGAAAUUCAAGUAACUUUUCUGGUUUCGGUUCCCAAUCUCCUAAAAAUGUGAAUGAGGAUAAUGAAAUUGAUAGCAAAUCAGCUAAGGGCAAAUUGAGAUCCAAGAGUUCGAAAAGGGGUAAGGUUGGAAAGGCAGCAGGAACUCCCAAAUAUAAUGAAGUUGAUGAAAAACAUAGUACAAUGCAGGGGAGUCCGUUUUCUCCUGAACUAUUGGGUUCUAAUAAUCCUGUAUUACAAAAUCAAAGUAAGCCUUCGGCUCAAUCACAAAUGAAUGGAUCUCAAUGGGAUCCAAAUUUUUUGAUGCAACAACAAAGAAACCCUCAACAAUGGCAAAAAUUAAAUGGGAACAAUAUGCAGCAAGAUAUCCCUAAUUCAAGUCAUCCUAGCAUUGGAUCAAACAACCCUUCUAAUACAAGUCAUAGAUUUAAUAGUAGACGGAAAGAGCAAUAUGAUUCAAAACCUGAAGCUAUCGGUAAUGGAUCACAUAGAAGCUCGACUUCACCAAGUGCGGGUUCAGUGGGAAAUAUGUCUGCGGAUUAUGGUGAUCAAAAUGAAUAUGGCAGCAAUAAAUCCUCAAACUUCAGCGGUGCUUUUACCAAUAAUAAUGCUAUGUUUCAAGAAAUGGCAAAAACAAUGAAUUUAAUGAUGAAUCAAAAAAGCGAAGAGAUGAACCAAUGGAAUAAAUCAAAUCCCUACAAUAUGAGACCUGAUAAUAUGCCAAUGUCAACGAUGAAUUGGAAUAACUUCCCUAUGCCGAAAGGAACGUCUAAUUCCUUUAACAAGGACAUGUUACAAGCCAUGCAAAAUAAAAUGAUGCAAUCUCAAUCUUCAUCAGGAAUGGAUCCAAACCUUCAACAACAAUAUUUAAUGAUGAUGAACAUGCUGAUGAAUUUUCAAAGUGGAAACGGAUUUCAAUCCAACCCAACUAACGUAUACAAAUCACGAGGCAAUGAUCUGGAUUUUGCUCAACCGUUUUCAUCUGAGAAUAAUCUUGCUAACGAUCAGUCAAACAUCAGAUCUUCCUAUGAAGCAUAUCAAGAGGAUUCCAAAACACCUUCUACAGAAAAUGGAGGUCGUAAAAUGAACAUGACACCUUCUCUACAAAGUACUAAUAUGAUAUCCAAUGGACAGAUGAAACAUUCAACUUCUCGUUUUUCACCGACUCAUGGUGCACCAAAUCAAUCUGAACUGAAUAAGAUGGAGUCAACACAAAGAGGAAAUGAUAUUUCACACAAUUACAAUCCACCAAAUAACAGGUUUGUAGGAAACAAUUUAAAAAGCCAAAAUUUUUCUUUAGCUUCUCAAGAUGAAAGUGUUAUUGCUGCUGCAAAAAAGGGUAGAAGGAAGCUUACGAAAUUAAACAAAAGAAAUUUGGCUACGCCAGAAAGCACUUCAAAUACAAACUAUCCCGAAAGUAAUAAAAAUGGAAUAAGUACUCCAAACGGUUCAGUGGGCAAUAAGGGUAAGCAGACAGAUAUAAAUGGGCAUAGCAAUUAUCCCGACAAUCCAUUUGAAUUGUUCAACAUCUGA
Messenger RNA from Nakaseomyces glabratus, 2379 nucleotides. It is a transcript of the gene MSS11, whose product is annotated as Mss11p. The record is from RefSeq and is a predicted model, not a curated record. Gene Ontology annotation, cellular component: nucleus. Lineage: Eukaryota; Fungi; Ascomycota; Saccharomycetes; Saccharomycetales; Saccharomycetaceae. Gene Ontology annotation, molecular function: protein binding.